UAUUUUCUCUGUGUUUCUAACCUUCCGUACUCUCUGUGAUAGAUUGAGUUUGAAAUUGACAGAUUCCUUGCCAUAAAAUUGUGUUAGUGCGUAUUUAGAGCAAACGGAGAAUAAAUUAAAACUGCUCAUUCAGCCGAUGAGAGGCAGUAAUCAUGGAUAGUCGGAAGUUAAAACAGUGAUUAAAACUAAUAAAUUACCGGUCGAGGGGCCUGCCUCUCGAGCCCUUUGUUUAUGUAUGUAUUUAAGAAAUGGAUCACAAGAAGAAUUUUAACAGAAGCACGAAACGUCAGGCCAAAGUACAGGAAGAAAAUUAUUGGGAUUGCAGUGUGUGCACAUACAGGAACACGGCUGAAGCAUUUAAAUGCCUCAUGUGUGACGUAAGGAAGGGUACAUCAACUAGGAAACCUAGAAUUAAUCAUCAAUUAGUCGCGCAGCAAGUGACUGCUCAACAGUUACACCCAGCCAUCUCUAAACCAGUUCCGAAGAAAGAUGGUGUCAGGGAUAAAUCAGAUAGGAAGAGUCAUGAUCGGAAAUCAAAGAAAAGAUCCUGGCGUCCACCAAGACUAAAGAACAUCGAUCGAAGUUCUGCUCAAACUAGAGAAGUAACUGUCAACAAUGUAACUGUUGUGAUAACAGAGUAUAAAGCAAAGGCAAAGAAAACCAUCUCAGACCAAUCAAGCUCUGCCUCGUCAGAAACAGGAAGUAACUCUGAAUAUAGUCUCGAUAUGAAAAGUGCUGAUAUAGAUUCUAGAAGCUCAUAAUCACCUCUUAUGCUCAACCUUUUCUUUUCGACCAAUUAUGUAAAGGUUACUCAGCAGUCAAGACAGAGAAUCACAGUGGGCAAACUUUCUUCAUAUUACCUACCUGUGCAGGCUAGUGGCUGUAUUUAAUGGUCUUGGCCUAAUUACAAAGCAAAAAUAAUCGACUAAGAACCGUAAAUUUUUUGACAACUAAAUUGUCAUAGUACCAGUAAAAAGUAAGAAAAAAAGUGAAUUCAGUAAUCCUAUUAUUAUAAUAUAAUUAAAACUCUUCUGAUGUGUUUGUUAAUUAUUAUAUAAAGAUCUGCAUGAGUGUAAUGUAUUUCGUUAGUUUUAACAUGAAAGUUGAAUAUCUUGUUUUAUUUUAAAAUUAUUGAGUACUUUAUCUUGAUCUCAACAGUAUUAAAACAUGUAAACAUGCCAACUGCAUCAAGCUGUAAAGUAAUACAUCUUUAUUUGGCCUCUUCUCA
Molecule: messenger RNA, 1228 nt
Organism: Bemisia tabaci
Lineage: Eukaryota; Metazoa; Arthropoda; Insecta; Hemiptera; Aleyrodidae
Gene: RYBP
Product: ring and YY1 binding protein
Biological process (GO): positive regulation of DNA-templated transcription
Cellular component (GO): nucleus
Molecular function (GO): transcription coregulator activity; DNA binding
Source: RefSeq, a predicted model, not a curated record